AUGGAGUUCAUAAAUGGGGUUUUCUUGAUUCUUCCUUUGGGCUUUGUUUUAGUUUUUGAGGUUUUGAAGAGAUUGAAUGGUUUGUAUUAUGCAUUGAAGUUGGGGAAGAAAUGGGGUGAGCUUCCUCCUGGUGAUCUCUCUUGGCCACUUCUCGGCUCUACUUUAUCUUUCCUCAAAUCUUUCACGGUUGGUCCACCUGAAAGCUUUAUUCGUGCCUUUACCACCAGGUAUGGGAAAGUUGACAUGUACAAGACCCACAUUUUUGGGAGAGCAAGCAUACUUGUCUGCAAACCUGAAAUCUGUCGCCAAGUACUAAUCAAUGAAACCAAAUUUGUUCCUGGUUAUCCCGCCAGCAUGAAAACGUUAUUUGGUAGAAAGUCGCUGCACCGAGUCUCUAAGGCAGAGCACCGGAAGCUCCGACGGGUGACAACCGCGCCGAUCAGCGGCCACGCUGCACUCGAGAUGUACAUCGAGCACAUUAAACACACAGUGAUCAACGGGUUGGAGGAAUGGUCAAGCGUGGAGAAGCCAUUGAAGCUGUUGACAGAGAUAAAAGAGCUUACCUUCAAAAUUAUUUGGAACAUUUUUAUGGGUUCAACUUCAAUAGACUUUACCACAAAAGAAAUGGAGGCUUUGUAUAAUGAUAUUUCACUUGGGUUCUUCUCUUUGCCCAUCAACUUUCCUGGCUUCUACUUCCAUAAAUCUCUCAAGGCUCGAAAAAGAUUGCAUGAAAUACUUCUAUCUAUUGUGAAUGAGAAGAGGUUGAUGAAGAAAAGCAAAGGGGAAAGUUGGGAAGCACAAGAUAUGAUGGAUUUGAUGAUAGAAGUGGAAGAUGAAGAUGGAGAAGGGAUGGAUAAUGAGACCAUUGCAGAUUUGAUUUUUGGUAAGUUAUUUGCAGGCCAGGAAACUUCAGCUUUCACUACAAUGUGGGCAAUUAUAUUUCUUACCGAUCAUCCACAUAUAUUCCAAAAGGCCAAGGAAGAACAAGAAGAUAUCCUUAGUCGAAGACCUUCAACACAAAAGGGUAUAAAUCUCGCAGAAUUUAAACAAAUGAAAUUUCUUUCUCAGGUGAUAGAUGAGACGCUUCGUCUUAGUGGUAUUACAUUUGCUACUUUUCGUGAGGCAACAACGGAUGUUAAUAUCAAUGGUAAACUUAUACCAAAAGGAUGGAAAGUCAUACUUUGGCUUCGAGAGCUUUACAUGGAUGAAGAGCUACAUCCUUUCCCACAAGACUUCAAUCCAUCAAGAUGGGAUAAUUUUAUAGGCAACCCAGGUGCGUUUACCCCGUUCGGAUUGGGAGUCAGGAUGUGCCCUGGACGUGAUCUUGCCAAGCUCGAGAUCUCAAUUUUCCUUCACUAUUUUCUACUCAAUUACAAGAUCGAGCGAUAUAAUCCACAAUGCCAAUUGACUUAUCUACCAAUUCCUUAUCCCAAAGACAAAUGCUUGGCAAGAGUGCUGAAAACUGCAUGA
This is a messenger RNA of Cucurbita pepo subsp. pepo (vegetable marrow), 1470 nucleotides long. Lineage: Eukaryota; Viridiplantae; Streptophyta; Magnoliopsida; Cucurbitales; Cucurbitaceae. The record is from RefSeq and is a predicted model, not a curated record.